Molecule: messenger RNA, 4542 nt
Organism: Scophthalmus maximus (turbot)
Lineage: Eukaryota; Metazoa; Chordata; Actinopteri; Pleuronectiformes; Scophthalmidae
Gene: vipr1b
Product: vasoactive intestinal peptide receptor 1b
Exons: 13
Coding region: 100-1443 (447 amino acids)
Biological process (GO): adenylate cyclase-modulating G protein-coupled receptor signaling pathway; cell surface receptor signaling pathway
Cellular component (GO): plasma membrane
Molecular function (GO): peptide hormone binding; vasoactive intestinal polypeptide receptor activity; G protein-coupled peptide receptor activity
Source: RefSeq, a predicted model, not a curated record
UCUCUCUCACACACACACACACACACUCACCUCGGGAGAUUUGCGGAGGAGCGUCGCCAGGACUGCGGAGUCCUGAAUAAGAACUAAAGUGGAGACAGGAUGAAUGCCUCACAGCUGUUCUUCAUGCUGCUGCUGCUGCUGCUGCUGUACGGCCAUCUGCCAGAAGUAUCAUCGGUGCAGAUGUGCGACGUGGUGAACGAGAUCGAGCUGGAGAGGGAGCGCUGUCAGAACAGCACCUCUGGGAACAUCACUUCAGGUUGCCAAGGAACAUGGGACAUCAUCGCCUGUUGGCCUACAGCCAGAGUCGGAGAGGUGGUCACGAUAAACUGCCCCGCUUACUUUAGUUACUUCAGUGACCAGCACAAAGGUAACCUCUCCAAAACCUGCACAGAAUACGGCUGGACUGAGAUGAAGCCUAUUGACAUCGCCUUAAACUGUGGAUACAAUCUCAACAGCACGGGCGAUGAUGGCAAGUUUUUUUGGCAAGUGAAGAUUGGCUACACCAUCGGCCACAGUGUUUCCCUCAUCUCUCUUAUCACGGCUAUUGUGAUCCUCUGCAUCUUCAGGAAGCUCCAUUGCACAAGGAACUACAUCCACAUGCAUCUGUUUGUGUCAUUUAUCCUGAAGGCCAUCGCCGUGUUCAUCAAGGAUGUGGUUCUCUACGAGGUCGGGGAAGUGGACAACUGCUCCUCAGGUUCUGUUGGCUGCAAAGCAGUGAUUGUGUUCUUCCAAUACUGCAUCAUGGCCAGCUUCUUCUGGCUGCUGGUGGAAGGCCUCUAUCUUCACGCACUGUUGGCUGUCUCUUUCUUCUCCGAGAGGAAGUACUUCUGGGCUUACAUUAUGAUCGGCUGGGGAGGUCCGACAAUAUUCAUCGCCACUUGGAGCAUCGCUAAAGCCUACUACAAUGAUGUGGGGUGCUGGGAUAUAAUUGAGAAGACUGAUGUGUUCUGGUGGAUCAUUAAAACGCCUAUUUUGGCAUCAAUCCUGAUGAACUUUUUCAUUUUCAUCUGCAUCAUUCGAAUACUUCGCCAGAAGAUCAACUGCCCAGAUAUAGGAAGGAGCGAGUCCAACCAGUACUCGAGACUGGCAAAAUCAACGCUGCUUUUGAUUCCACUGUUCGGGAUCAACUUUAUCGUGUUUGCCUUCAUCCCGGAGCAAGUGAAGACUGAGCUGCGGCUAAUUUUCGACUUGAUUCUGGGGUCAUUUCAGGGCUUUGUGGUUGCGGUCCUCUACUGCUUCCUCAAUGGAGAGGUCCAAGGAGAGAUCAAGAGGAAGUGGCGGAGGUGGCACCUGCAGAGAUACAUGAGCUCUGACACCAAAUACCAGCACCCGUCUAUUGGCAGCAGCAACAACUUCAGCACCCAGAUCACCAUGCUGACACGAUGCAGCCCGAAAGCGCGGCGGGGCUCGUCCUCCUGUCACGACGACUUGUCCAGCAUGUGACUCAUUCACAAAAAAAAACCUGAAACGGGGAUACAUGUUCUCACGCCAAAACACCGUCUAUGUACACUCCAGAAUAGAAAGAAGGAACACACACUUCCUCAUUAACACAUGUACUGAACGGGGGCGUGUGGCUUGAGUUAAGGGGACAGAGAAGGCGAUGAGAGGACGGAAGGACAUACAUUAGAAAACCGUUAUGAAAGUAAUCGGCUUUUGAGCAGCUUUUUUAAUCGCCACGCUUUCUUUAAAAUAGCGUCACGAGCACAGCUUUCACACAUCCGACUGGGAACCCGUUGGUUUCUUCUCCUUGUAUUUCAUGAUUCAGCGCGCAUGCACGGGGUCAGUUUCUGAGUCCCGUCAUGAUGGAUCGAUUGCUAAAUUGUUAUUAAGUUCCCUGUGCGCUAAGUCGCCGGGCAAAGUUAAAUGUUACACGUUGAUAGGGUCAGGUGAGGGAUCCAAAUGUGAAUUGCACCAGCGAGCACACAAUCUGAUGUAAUUAUGUGCUGAUUCAAAAUCACUUAGUGGAUUGCUGCAGCUCCAAAUGAGCAACGCAGGUGGUUUUAAACACAUUGUGAAAUUACUUUUCAAAAAUGACAGUGUGUGCUGUCAUAUUGCAGGCAGAAGAAAAGCACCAGAAAUGUGUUGUUUUAAAGCAUAAUUUUUGGGGCAGCCAACAAGAACAAAACAGCGUGCAAACGUUUUGUUUUCCUCCCCGUGAGGGAAGACUGCUUGAUAACCAGCAGGGAACUUUAUUUCCAUACAUGCCAAAUGGAUGAGGCUCCACCGCGCGUGACUGGCGCCAGGCUGAUCCACAACGAUGGUUUUGGAGUACAAAUGCCCUUCUCUGCACUAUCACUCUCAUGAGAAACGGAUUGCCCUUUGCCUUCCCUCUUGUUUUCUGUGAUUCUGUGCCUGUGAUGGGGUUCUUGUGUCUUGAUUAUUUGAGGCACUCUGGCAGUUUUGUGCUGAUCACUGACGAGUGCCUGCUACAGUGUUUUUCGAGGUGACGCAGUUCACUCCGAUCUCCACCAGCUGUCGGGCCGCGCGGCAGCUCUGGAGAGGAAAUGCCUUCAAGCAAUUCAGUCCCUGAAUGUUUACAUUUAUUGGGAUGAGUCAUUCAACAUUGUACAGUGAGUAUACAGUGUAAAGUUUAAUGAAUUACGAUGGAUUGUUGUGCCAUGCUGAUUGUAUUGCGGCUACAAUACCAGUAGUAUGUCAACUAUAAUUGUUUGUUCAUGUUAUUGCAAUAUGUGAGAUUUAAUGCCUUGCCGGGAAUAUAAAAUUUCCCUUUACACGCUUGUUUACGUAGCAGGCCGUGCUUUAUUGUCAAGCAUAAAAGCUUCAGAUUCAUAAUACAGAGGCGUAAUACAUGCAGUUUUAGGCGAACCUUUUAUUGGUGAUGCUCCAGUAUAGACGUCAGCUUCUAUUCCUAAGUCAUAUCAUGGUGAAAAUUGUGAAAAGUAUUUCCUGAAUUCUCAAUGGACCUGCCAGAUUCAAGCUUGGCAGCGGGGGGAGGUUGAACCUGACAGGUCAGUCGCCCCCGUUGGAGCCUGUAUGUAAAGCACAGCAAGGUGACAAGGAUGACUAGCCCCGGCACAACGAUGCCGUCAUUGUCCUCUUCAGCUUACAAGGCGAGACUUGAAAAGUCACUCGCAUGUUCAUGCAAGAGGGAACGUAGAGAAGGUCCAGUUUUACCUGUAAAAAAAUAAAUAAAUUGUCAUCGCAACCCACUGCGGAUUUGAAGGGCCAUACCUCUAUAAAGGCUGUGUUCUGACAGAAAGGCGAAUUUUCACCCCGCAUCACUUACAGUAAUCUGACAGCUGGAUAAAAAUGUACCGUGCAAUGUAAUUGUGACGAUGUGAGCUGUAAGCUAGUUGGCUGUGGGACUGUGCCUCUGUAUUUGUGUUUGACGGAGCCUCAUCAGAACUCAGUAUUCACCAGGUUAUUACUGUCACACCUCUACUUUUCUUGUACAUUUAUGAAGCAUUUUCAACAGCAACAAAAAAAGUACCCGGAUUAAAUUGCAAAUCUUUUCGCAAUUUUGAAAUCGCCUUCAACUCUGUGUAUGCAAACGUGCCACCUUUGAAAAUCCACUCCACGUGCUCAACACAUCGAGCACCCAGGGACAUUAAAGCGGGACAUUCUUUUUGAUUGUAACACAAGCAUUUAGAAAAAUUUCAAAUAUCCACAUAUUUGCUCUCUUGCCAAGGGGUUCGAUGAAAAUAUUGAUGGCUCUCUCACGUCUGUAGGGUGAAUGGUAAAUGUUGAGCGGGAGCCACUCAGACUGAACACAUCUCUACCUUCUGAAGUCUUAUCAGGAAGCCGACUUCUCCUGGCCAAGAAAUUGCCCAGCACAUAAUCACAAUUUGUCGUUUUUAGACUCAAGGUCCAAUAUGUGUGUGUGUGUGUGUGUGUGUGUGUGUGUGUUAGUGGGCUAGCUGUUGCCACCUGUCUCCACUCUCUAUACUAAGUUGAGCUAACUGACUGCUAGCUGUAGCUUUAUAUUUACAAUGUUCCCCCAAAAUAAUUAUAAAGUACAAUUGUUCAUUGGCUCAAUAUUCAACAGUGUUUGGUGACUAUCUUCUGAUGUGAAGUUUAAUGUACCUGUGUCAAUUUGUCAGUGUACCUCUCAUGAUAGUGGAUGUAAAUAGAUAUUUACAAAUCAAGAAACGACUCUCAUGUACUGUAUUUUGAUAUUAGCUUUUAGCGCUAUUCGUAAGCUGGCAUGGUUGUUGUGUGUCAGUUAGAUUAUAUUAAAAAGGGAUAUUGAAUCAACAACCAUUCUAAUGUGCACUUACAGUAACAAUUGAAGUAUGUAUAAUAUAGAUUUGUGUAUUUGCAAACUGUAUAUUGUGAUAUUAGGAUUUGAUUAGUAUGUUUUGUUGUUAGUGCAAUGCAUGUUACACUGGUGCAAAGCCUUUUUCGAAGCUGCACUUGUACUUUAAGUAUUAAAUAGCUUAAGUUUACAGUUGUCCUCAUAAAGCCACUUCUUAGUUUUAUGUUUUUGUAUAUAAUUGUCUUCUUGUUGUACAGUGUAUUUAAAGCCUGUUACCUUGGCAGGACAUUUAACUUGCCAUGAAAAUGUAACAUUGUUUCACUCAA